Molecule: messenger RNA, 701 nt
Organism: Pipistrellus kuhlii (Kuhl's pipistrelle)
Lineage: Eukaryota; Metazoa; Chordata; Mammalia; Chiroptera; Vespertilionidae
Product: COX assembly mitochondrial protein 2 homolog
Exons: 1
Coding region: 170-409 (79 amino acids)
Cellular component (GO): mitochondrion
Source: RefSeq, a predicted model, not a curated record
GUCAGCUGUGGAGGGUGUAGUAGGGGCGUUCUUCUUGCAGAGCCAACCGGGGCCCCUGGCAGCCGAACUUGGCGUGAGGCGUGUUCGCCGGUGAAUUCCGCCGCAGCUCUUCUGGGGUGGCCGCGAGGAGGCGGGUUGCUCUGCUGUCCUCCAUCACCUUCUCCUAAAGAUGCAUCCUGACUUAUCUCCACACUUGCACACUGAAGAAUGCAACGCCUUGAUUAACUUACUUAAGGAAUGUCACAAAAAUCACAGCAUUCUGAAAUUUUUUGGUCAUUGCAAUGACCUUGAUCGGGAGAUGAGAAAAUGCUUGAAGAAUGAGUACAUGGAAAAGAGGACCAAGAGCAGGGAGCUUGGCAAUGCGAUGCGAAAGAGACUUUCAAAUCCUCCAGAGGAAUCUGAAACAUAAAUUAUAUUAUCACUGGAUACCUUGCCUGAGAGAAGAUCUGAAGACUCUUGGUUGAUAAACCAAAAGAAUCCUAUCUCAUUUGGUCUCCUGAAUCUUUUGAAUUGCAAGUGACCCAUGAGAAAUCGAGACAUGGAGAAAUACAGAAACACUGGAUUCAGAAUAUUUGUUGGGCAGAGCCUUUAGUACUCUGAUUCCUUUACCAACACACCUGACUUUUAAUGUGUUUCUUUACUUUGCCUACAGCCAUUUAACAUUUGAGUAAUUUAUCACGCUCAAUAAAAUAAUUGACUUU